This is a messenger RNA of Closterium sp. NIES-67, 2134 nucleotides long. The record is from the annotation of a GenBank genome assembly. NCBI's taxonomy places the organism in Eukaryota, Viridiplantae, Streptophyta, Zygnematophyceae, Desmidiales, Closteriaceae.
GUAGAGAGCAAACCAACACCAGAAGAAAACAAUAUCAUGCUGGACACUUUGCUUCACUGAAGACAGAGCAAAGCGUCUGACGCUCGUAAGCUGGCUUGUUCCUUGAACGGUUCCAUAGCUUGACGAUUCGUAGCACGGUUGAAGGUGCCAUGGCCGCCGUGCGCGCUGCCUGCUCCGCUGCAACAGCCGCAGCAACCGCAGUCAGUGCGACCGAAUGCCACGUGUUCAGGCCAGCUGGCACUGCCGUCACGUCAGCACCAGCUUCAGUACUCCGGUCGUCGCUCUUUGCGCGUUCUCCUGCAUUAAUUAACCACCGUCACGGCGCCGUAGCCGUCGUGCAGCUGCCGCGUCAGUCACGCCGUCAGCCUCGCGGCAUUUGCGUCGUGCGUGCCAGCAGCGCUGGGAGCUCUGACAAUGCAACCACGGAAAGCUCCGGGUUUUUCGGAUGGCUGAAGAUGCCGAUUCUGGAUGGACUGUUCGGGAAGAAGGGCGAGACAGAGGUGAAGCCGAGCACGGAGAUAGAGACGGAGGGAGCUCCGGAAGAGAGCCUGCCUGAACCGGAGCCUGAAGUAGUCAAGGAAGAGCCCCCCGAGGAGCUGGACGUGGUGAUAGUGGGAGCGGGACUGGCAGGCCUGCGAGCAGCAGUGGCGCUGCAGGGAGCAGGGGUGCCGUGUGUGGUGCUGGAGGCAUCAGACGGUGUGGGAGGCAGGGUGCGCACGGACAACGUGGAUGGGUUUCUGCUGGACCGGGGAUUCCAGAUCUUCCUCUCAGCCUACCCCGAGGCACAGCAGAUUCUUGACUACGAGGCAUUGGACCUCAAGCCCUUCUACUCUGGCGCUCUCGUGUGGUUCGGAGGCUCCUUCCACAGGGUAGCAGACCCCUUCCGCCACACAUCAGACGGGCUGGGCUCUCUCUUCAACCCCGUCGGGUCUGUCUUUGAUAAAGUGCGAGUGGGGCUGCUGCGGCUGAAAGCGGUGUCUACACCUGUAGCGGACAUUCUCAAGGCGCCGGAGAGCAGCAUUGAGGAAGCUUUGAGGAAGCAGGGCUUCUCCACUGAGAUGAUCGACCGCUUCUUCCGUCCGUUCCUUGGAGGGAUCUUCUUUGAUAACGAGCUCACCACUUCCUCCAGGUUGAUGGAGUUUGUCUUGCGCAUGCUGGCCCUGGCGCCCAACACCCUCCCAUCAUCCGGCAUCGGAGCCCUGGCCUCUCAGCUCGCCGCCCGCCUCCCCCCCGACUCCAUUCGCCUCAACUCCCCUGUCUCCUCCAUCGUCCCUGCUCCUGUAAACGAGGGGGAAACCGGUAGUACCACAGGCUCGGCAACAAGUUCGGAUGAUGGUGCAGGCUCGGUGGGGACAGGUACGGGUGUGCCGAGCCUGCUGACACUGGGGGAUGGGAAGAGGAUUCUGGCUAAGGGAGGGGUGAUUGUGGCUGUGGAGCAGCCCUUGGCUCUGAGGCUUCUAGGGGAGGGAGGUGAAUCCAAGGCUGAGUCGGAGAGCAGCGGCAGCACUGCCACUACGACCAUUCAAGAUCCCCGCAGCACUGUCUGUCUCUACUUUGCAUCAGACUCCCCACCCCCUGUCGCCGAGCCCAUCCUCUUUUUAAACGGGUCCGGUAGCGGCAUAGUCAACAACAUCUGCUUCCCCAGUGUGGUGUCUCCCUCCUACGCUCCACCCGGCAAGACACUUGUCUCUGUCUCUCUUGUCGGUGCCUAUGAGGGCCGGACCGAGGCUGAGCUCGAGGCUCGGGUCCGUACGGAGCUGGCGGGUUGGUUUGGGAAAGAGGAAGUGGAGACUUGGAAGAUGCUCCGAGUCUACAGGAUUCCGUUUGCCCAACCAGGGCAAAGGCCCCCAACGGAUUUCUCUGGGAGUGUGGAGGUGGGGGGAAGGGAGGGAGUGUAUGUGUGUGGGGACCACAGGAGCUCCCCCACUUUUGAUGGAGCACUGGCGUCUGGUAGAAAGGCAGCAGAAGCUUUGCUUGCUCAAAGAGCAUGACCAUGCAGGUGUUUAAGUUAUUGACUGAAGGCACAUAAGUAUGGAUCAUAAGGAGGAGGGUUUUGGCGGAUUCAGCAGCAUAACAAUUUCAUGCUGGAUGGCUGAGCAUGCCAGUACAGAGGUCAAUUUAUCACAAUAAACGC